Anguilla rostrata (American eel) is the source of this 6505-nucleotide messenger RNA. RefSeq names its product pre-B-cell leukemia transcription factor 4 (gene pbx4). Bases 1315 to 2346 code for a protein of 343 amino acids. Gene Ontology annotation, cellular component: nucleus. The transcript is spliced from 8 exons. Gene Ontology annotation, biological process: animal organ morphogenesis; eye development; neuron development. Lineage: Eukaryota; Metazoa; Chordata; Actinopteri; Anguilliformes; Anguillidae. The record is from RefSeq and is a predicted model, not a curated record. Gene Ontology annotation, molecular function: DNA-binding transcription factor activity, RNA polymerase II-specific; RNA polymerase II cis-regulatory region sequence-specific DNA binding.
GGAGUGGGAGAACGGGCAGGAGAGGGACGAGAAAGAAAGAAAAAAGGAGAUCAAGCUGCUGCUACGACACCACUAGCUGGCUAAAGAGAAAGGGCGAAUUGGUUGUGGCAGACUGGUUGGACGGAGCAUAAUCAGCCAUUCUUUUCCAACAGCGGAUAGUUUUUUUAUAUAUUUUUUGGUCUAUAUUGUACUUAGCUAGCUAAUCUAGCUAUGUGCAUGUAGUUUUGUUCAUGGAGGAGAGUGCAGAAGCCAACGGCACGCUGGGGUUCCUGCUGAGGAACUGCCUUUUUAAAAUAGUUGGCUGAUUGUUGUCGUUGUUGUUGCUAACAAGACGGCUAGCUAACGAGCUAAUGUUACAUUACUACGGCUAAAAAGACUUUUCUCCGACUGCGUUGGUGCAAAAAGGUAGCUAAACCAAGUUAUCUAAUUUAAUUUCAGUCUUUGUGCGUUUUAACAGUUGGCUAACAUUAGCUAAACGUCAUUUCCCUUUCCAGACUCCUAUUUAGCAAGCUAUCAUACUAGCCAAUAUAGCUAUUGUAGUGCUGCGGGCCAGCUAAUGUUACUUUCGAAUUAAUUUCCCCUGUUUGUUCGCUAGUUUAUUCAUAAAACUCUUGAGAUAACGGUUCGUUAACUGGCUACAUGUGCGUUUAACAGGUAAAUAUAUUAUUGUUCUGAUAUCUAUUCCCCAACAAUAUUGGUCUGUGUGCGGUCGGCUGGCUAGAUAAGUUAAGAUAGCUAGCGUAGCCUACUAUUUUAAUUAGCUUUUAGGUAGCUGGCUGGUGGUUUCACGAACGAUGCACUGGUCACGGUCUCGUAGAAGCUACUUCGCAGUUUUCGAAAACAAUAACGUUAAAUUGUUUUGACGAAACACUGAACUACCGCGUGUGGGAUGCCGAAUGUAAUUGGCAUUGGAUACCUUGUAUGUUGCUACCUUUUUUGUUCUGUAUGAAUUUUUUCCUUUGCUCUGCAAGAAAAGCAUUUACGGCUUUGCAUUGAGAGACUAGUGUGUUAGCGCGCUAGUUUGUAUUUGUAGCCCUUUUCUUUCCUGGCUGUGGUGGCAGUAUGCAAUAACUAGCUACAAUACUGUUCCUUUAAUUUAAAAUAUACCUGAAGAAAAUUUCCAUAUCCUUCGCACACCUGUCAUUUUUGCUCCUUUAUUUUGUUCCCUUGGCUUUAGAGUCAUAUAAGUAGCUAGCUCGUGUUUUUUUUAGCUAUCUAAGGGAGGGCCGUGGUGUGCUUGUAUAGACUUUUCUUUUCUACAAUUGUUUUUGCUCGGGUUCUGUGCAAAGACGACGGCGAAAUUUUUCUGAAACUAUGGAUGAUCAGACCCGUAUACUGACGGGUCUUACCGGACUCGCGGGAUUACAGCCACCCGACCUGGGCGACCCAGACUCCGUUCGGAAGCAGCAGUCCCUCGGUCAGCCGCAGCAAGACAUUGGGGACAUUCUUCAACAGAUCAUGGCUAUUACGGACGAAAGCCUCGACGAAGCGCAGGCCAGGAAGCAUGCCCUGAACUGCCACCGGAUGAAGCCGGCCCUCUUCAGUGUGCUGUGUGAGAUAAAGGAGAAGACAGUGCUCAGUAUCCGGGGGAUACAGGAGGAGGACCCCCCCGACCCCCAGAUCAUGCGCCUGGACAACAUGUUGCUGGCCGAGGGCGUGUCCGGGCCGGAGAAGGGUGGCGGCUCGGCGGCGGCGGCGGCUGCAGCGGCGGCGGCGGGCGGGUCGCCGAACGACGGCAGCAUCGAGCACUCGGACUACCGGGCCAAACUGGCCCAGAUUCGCCAGAUCUACCACUCUGAGCUGGAGAAAUACGAGCAGGCGUGCAGCGAGUUCACUAACCACGUGAUGAACCUGCUGCGGGAGCAGUCUCGAACCCGGCCCAUCUCGCCCAAGGAGAUCGAGCGCAUGGUGGGCAUCAUCCACCGCAAGUUCAGCACCAUCCAGAUGCAGCUCAAGCAGAGCACCUGCGAGGCCGUCAUGAUCCUGCGCUCCCGCUUCCUCGACGCCAGGCGCAAGCGACGCAACUUCAACAAGCAGGCCACCGAGGUGCUGAACGAGUACUUCUACUCCCACCUGUCGAACCCCUACCCCAGCGAGGAGGCCAAGGAGGAACUGGCCAAGAAGUGCGCCAUCACAGUCUCUCAGGUUUCUAACUGGUUUGGAAACAAGAGGAUUCGGUACAAGAAGAACAUCGGCAAGUUCCAGGAAGAAGCCAACCUCUACGCCGUCAAGACCGCCGUGGACGCAGCCAGCGUGUCGGCUCAGGCCAGCCAGGCGAACUCUCCGGCGACGCCCAACUCAGGUGGAUACCCUGCUCCGUGCUACACGCCUGACGGCCGGCUAUGAGGGCCUGUCAGGAUGAGUUCCGUACCCCCCCCGAGCGCCUAGACGACAGCACCAAUCCUUCCAUCACGACUCCUGCAGGAGCCCCCCGGCAGCAUCCACUCAGCCACCUCCAAAUGCGAGAAGGCUCCGCCCACCACUGCUCCACUAACCCCUCCCCUUUCCUGUGACAAGGCGCCAACCACCACUGACUCCUCCCCUUUCCGCUGACCUCUCUCCUUCCCUUUUUGAUGUGGCAUCGACCGCAGACUCCUGUUGGGUCCUCUUAACUCCCCUGAGACGGGCACCGCUCACUCUUCCUCGUUCCUCUGGGCCUAUCCCCUCUCUCCGUGGCAUGGCCGCUGACCAAUGGCCACUGACUCCUCCCCUUUCCUCUGAAAGCUUCCAGUUCCCUUUCCCUUCUGCUUAAGACCACCCCGACUCCAGCUCUUCCCUCGGCUGUCUCUCAUUGGAACCUUGAUAUGUCCCCACCUCUCAAGAACAUAUGAGCUGGACUGUGAUUGGACAGUAAUGCGGUUAUCCCUGGCCUCAAAGGAGGAAGUGUUGGAGAAGUGGGUGACAGCAGAGGGGAGGGGGGGGUGACGACCCCGAGUCGAGAACGAGCUGCUCAUCUACCUAGAGACCUCUGGGGCAAACAGACUCUUGUGGACACACUCAAACGGUGUGUGUCCGCACCCGUUAGACUACACACACGUCUCACUUCCACAAAUUGUGUUAACAUUUUAAGGCUGUAUUAAUUGCUGUGGUGAAUGUUUGCAGGGAGAGUUGUUUUGUGUGUGUGUGUGUGUGUGCGCGCGCGUGCAUGUAUGCGCGUGUGCGCAAGGGAGUAUGCGUGCACACGCGCGUGUGUAACGGCAAACCCUUGCUGUUUCCAUGGAGACGCUUCCAUCUCAUAGGGAGCUUUGCCCCUCCCACUUGUACCAAAGUGCUGCAUACUCUUGAACUUAAACCAGUCUGACGAGCAGAACCCCAGGCGUCUUUUCUCCGCUGUGCCAUUGCUGUUACUUUUUAUCCCAUACUGUUACUUCACCCGUCCCAGUUCUGCGACUAUUAGCUGAUUUACUGUUGCUUCUGCCCCCGUGCCAGUACAUUACCAUCUCUCCAAUACUGUUACCGUGACACCCACGGGUGCUCGCACGUUCAUAGUCACGCUCACGCACACGCACUGAUAUAUACACACGUGUGUGUGUGUGUGUGUGUGUGUACAUACACGCGCGUACCUCCUGCAGUUCUUCAAAGCAAUGCAGGAUCAGGCAGCAGUGUACAUGCAGGGCAACGUGAGGGUGUGGCUGUUGAGGGUGUGGCUCUUUUGUGCGGAACAUGAGGAAGGGCGGGGCGGGGAAUGUUCGUUUGGCUUCUUGAUGAAUAGUUUUGGGAAGCUGCGAGUUGUUUUUUAAGCCUUUUAAUAACAUUGCUUUUUCUUUUUUUUUUUUUUUUUUUUUUUUAAGUCGAUAGUAGCUUUUUUCUAAUGCUGUUUCACAAAGAAUGCACCAGCCACCAAAUAAAACCUAGUUUGAAAUAACAUUAACUGCGGUAUGUUUCGAAAGGAAGCGUUAGGUAAAGAUGAUAGACAAAGCAGAAAAAAAUGUGACUGUCUUCCUUGCAUGUAGGCCUAUGAUGUGUUAUAGUGAUCGUGUUCAUUUUCUUUCAGUUUUUUUCUUUCUUAUUUUGCAAUAGACAAAAAAACCUACAAAGAGGAAAAAAAAAAAAAAAAAAAGACAAUGACCAAAAAUGAACACAUUCGUGAUGCACCUGUAAACCACGUCACUCAGCAGAUCAUGGAGGCUUGUGCUGCUCCACAUUUUUAUACCCGUUCCUUACAUGCACCCCCCCGCCACCAGAGGGCGGUAUUCGAGUUCAGCGAGUCGAAUCCUCUGCUGGGUCCGGAUCCCUUACUACCCAUGAUCCAGAGGCGGUAACAACCCACUGCUCUCUGUGAUGUUAAAGCCAAAAAUACUUCUGCUGUUCAUGUAACUCAUACUCCAUAAACGCUGGUUUUGAUGUCGGACUCUCUCUGUUUUGGGGUAGGGGAGAAAGAAAAUCUGUGGAAUGGUUUAUGUUGGUUAGUGUGUAUUGUACGUUAUCUUCCUGACUUGUUUAGGUCAAUGUUUUUUUCUUUUUCUUUUUUUCCUUCUGGUCAAUAUAUUUUUUUGGUGGGGGGGUUCAGUUACCCUAAUGGGAUUACCUUAGCGUGUUUCCUGGACCCAUGCUUCUGAACAGCUGGGCCUGAUCACAAGGAGGCAGCACACGUGUCCAGUACGGCCGUGCUGUCCCUCGCUGUUAAGAUCUUACUCCGCUCGACAGGCCUUAGGAGCUUUAUAAAAACUUCAGCAGUAAACAAAUGCUGUCCGGUCCCUCCAAAUCCAUUUAACAGAAAUCUCACAGUAAGGGCUUUUCUUGAAUUUGAAUUUGAAUUUGACCAAAAAAAAAAACCAACAGUUAAACUGCAUAUAAUGGCUCACCUCUAUAGCAGCUGUCUUCAGCGCAAGUCAGCUGCUUCAGACUUCAUCCUGGCUGUGUCUGCAGGUGAAGACUUAGCAGUUUUACAGUGUUGAUAAGGGGGGAGGUAUACAUAUCACUGUAGCUCAAUGGACUAAAUCACAUCGGAGUGUAAGUUAUUGGUCUAUACAAUGUACCACUGAUGAGCAAAUGUGGCAUAGGAAACAAAAACAAAAAACCUACUUAACCAUGGUAACCUUGUCCUUCGUUUUUUUAAGUACACAAUAUACUGUCGUAGUGAUGCUUUUACUGCACCAAACUAAUUUCUUUUAUUUCUUUUUUUUUCUAUGCCACUUGUGUGGAUAUCACUGUACGAAUUGUGGAAUGUUUCAUUGCUUUUUUGUAUUGGGUUUUAAAAAAAUCAUUUUAGCAAAUUUAUUUUUGCCUUUAUUGGGCUCUUUAAACAGGAGCAAUGUAUGUUUUUUUUUUUGUUUUUUUUUAAUGCCUUUUUAUUUUUUAUUGUGGCACAUUUCUUUUUUGAUUGUUUCUCCUGAUGUGUGGUGGUUAUGGGACUGGUAGUUUGAUUUUGGUGCUGUGAGGGCUCCCAUUGGACCACUGGUCAUGACCUAUUGGUGCUGUGUACACUCUCAUUGGACAGCUGAUCAUGACCUGUUGGUGCUGUCUGUACCCCCAAUUGGACCGCUGAUCAUGACCUAUUGAUGCUGUGUAUACACCCAUUGGGUCACUGGUCAUGACCUGUUUAUGCAGAGUGUACUCUUAUUGGGCCACUGGUCAUGACCUGCUUUUUGACCUACAUGCUUUUAGAACAUGAUAUUUGUGUCAUCAGUUAUUGGGGUUUGUGAACGAUGUUGCUCAAUAGUUACAUCCAAAUUUUUUCUCUCAGAACAGUGCGAUUUAGGCCCCUCAGUUUGCAUUUUUCUUUACAAUGUUUGUUUUUUGAGAACCCGCGAGUGUAUUUUACCCCCCCCACACACACACACACACACACACACACACACUCUCUCUUCCAAAGAUCAACAGAACUUUUUCCACAGUUUAACAUUCUCCUGUGCACAUAAUGUGUUCGUCACCUUGGCAAAGUGUCGUCAUAAAGGUUUUUUUUUUCUUUCUUUUUUUUUUUUUUUUUGGUUUUGGGGGGGGGUGGGGGGGAGCUUUGCAUUAAAUGUUCAUGUUGUUCCAUGUCCACUGAGCUGUAAAAAUGAUUCUGGCUGUAAUUUCCUGAACGAACACCUGUAGCCAGGAAGUGUUGUUUGUUGACCCACAGCACCAAAUCAGAUGAAGCAGAUCCCUGUCGCCUCUAUAUUUUUUGGUUUUGUUAGUCCCCCCCCCCCCCUUUUCUGCAUUCACCCAUUCCCUGUCCCUGCCUCCUGUCUUUCUCUACCUCUCUCCCUCCCUCCAUCUCUCUUGUACAUAGACGUCAUCACUUCCAGACUGAAGAGUCUGUAUUAACUCCUUUUAUACCUCAACUUUAGGAGAUCUGUUCUAGGAAGAGAUUAAAGCAAAAGUAAAAAAAAAAAGAAAAAAAAUAUGACAACCAAUGUAGUGUUCCUUAUUAGAAAAAAAAAACUAAUAAAGAAUAGUGUGCUUUUUUGUGGGAAUAGUUAUUUUGGGGUGUUUGCUUCUUUUAAUGGGAACAAUGGUCUUUAGCCACUACAUCUAAGCUAUUGUGACAUUUAAAAAUAUUAAUAAAAAAUAUAAAGGA